Dipodomys ordii (Ord's kangaroo rat) is the source of this 3483-nucleotide messenger RNA. RefSeq names its product WWC family member 3 (gene Wwc3). NCBI's taxonomy places the organism in Eukaryota, Metazoa, Chordata, Mammalia, Rodentia, Heteromyidae. Gene Ontology annotation, cellular component: cytoplasm. Gene Ontology annotation, biological process: regulation of DNA-templated transcription; negative regulation of organ growth; regulation of hippo signaling. Gene Ontology annotation, molecular function: kinase binding; molecular adaptor activity. The transcript is spliced from 22 exons. The record is from RefSeq and is a predicted model, not a curated record. The coding region runs from base 87 to 3359 and encodes 1090 amino acids.
AGCCAUUGACCUUUGCUGAUUGUGUUGGGGAUGAACUUCCUUUAGGAUGGGAAACUGUGUAUGAUAAACAAAUCGGAAUUUAUUAUAUGGACCACAUAAAUAAGCUGACCCAGAUUGAGGAUCCAAGAGAGCAGUGGAGACGAGAACAGGAACGGAUGCUGAAGGAGUAUUUAAUUGUAGCCCAGGAGGCCCUCAAUGCCAAGAAAGAAAUCUACCAGAUCAAGCAGCAGCGGUUCGAGCUGGCACAGGAGGAGUAUCAGCAGCUGCACAAACUCUGCGAGGAUGACGGCCGCUCAUAUGCUAGCUCUUUUUCUGGAUAUUCAACAAAUACGAAGUAUGACCCACACCAAAUUAAAGCAGAAAUAGCAAGUCGCCGGGAUAGGCUUUCCAGAUUAAAGCGAGAGCUGACGCAGAUGAAACAGGAACUGCAGUACAAAGAGAAAGGCGUGGAGACACUACAAGAGAUUGAUCGGAAGAUGUCAAGUGCUCACACUAACUACAAACUGGAUGAGGCUCAGGCUAUAAUGAGUGAGCUUCACACCAUCAAAAAAGCUAUUUAUACUGGCGAGAAGGAGCGGCGGGACCUCAUGCAGAGCCUGGCCAAGCUUACUGACAGCUUCAAGAAUAGCUGCUCCAUCACUGAUUCUCUGCAGGAUUUCCCUCACAGUGCAGGCACGCAUGGCAACUCCAGCACUGCUCAGCAGUUCUGUGAUACCGGCUCUCAGACAGAUGCCAUGGGGGAGUUUGUCUUUGAUGAUAAAACAAGACUGGUAGACCGAGUCAGACUUAACUGGCAAUAUGAGGAAGCCCGAAAGAGAGUGUCCAGUAUUCAGCAGCAGCUGGCUCAGCUUGCUAAUGAGUCAUGGCCAGGCAUGGCAGAGGCUGACAGGGACCGGCUGCAGCUCAUCAAAGAGAAGGAGGCUCUGCUUCAAGAGCUGCAGCUUAUCAUUCAGCAGCGAAGGUCGACAGAAGACAUGGCCCGAUUGGAGGAGGAGAGGAGGCGCCUGGAGGAGGAGAUUCAGCGCGCACGAGCCACAUCUGCACAGGGUGCCACGGAAAGGAUUCUCCUUCAGGAAAAAAGAAAUUGUCUGCUUAUGCAGCUGGAGGAAGCUACCCGCUUAACAUCCUAUCUCCAGUCUCAGUUAAAAAGCCUGUCUGCCAGCACCCUGACGGUAUCCUCUGGGAGUAGCCGUGGCUCGCUGGCCUCCAGCCGGGGUUCUCUGGCUUCCAGCCGUGGUUCUCUGAGCUCAGUCAGCUUCACAGACAUCUACGGCCUUCCACAGUACGAGAAGGCCGACGCCGAAUGUGGCCAGCUUCUGCGCUUUGAUCUCAUUCCCUUUGAUUCUCUGGGACGAGAUGUCCCCUUCUCAGACCCACCGGGCCACUCAGGCUUCCACAAACAGAGGCGAUCUCUAGACACUCCCCAGUCCCUGGCGUCACUGUCCUCCCGCUCCUCCCUGUCUUCCCUGUCACCCCCCAGCUCUCCCUUGGACACACCCUUCCUCCCAGCUUCACGAGACUCUCCUCUGGCACAGUUGGCAGAUGGCUUUGAGGUGCCAGGCCUGGGCUCCCUGGACAGACUGCGCACACAGGCCUCGGCUUUAGGAGAUGAAGACUUGCAGGGUACAGUGUCGCUUCAGCCACAUGGAUUCUCUGCGGACGGGGAAGGACCUCGUGAACGGGGACCCCAAAUGUCCAGUGCCCCCACCAGUGCAACAGUGACUCUCCGGGAAGACAGUGCAAAGAGGUUGGAGAGGAGAGCGCGCCGGGUCUCUGCUUGCCUAUCUGAUUACUCGCUAGCCAGUGAUAGCGGAGUCUUUGAACCUCUAAGCAAAAGGAAUGAAGACACUGAAGAGUCUGCUUUUGGAGACAUGUGCAGUAGCAAUGAUCCCCAGAUCCACGUAGGAUUUUUGUAUGACAGUGCCAACGAAUGUCUCCUUGUGCAUGUUCUACAACUGAGAAAUUUUGCUGGACUGCUCAUAAAAGAAGAGUGCAAGAUCCACAUCCGUGUCUACCUGCCCCCGCUCGACUCUGGCACUCCCAACACCUACUGCUCGAAGGCUCUGGAAUUCCAAGCCCCGCUGGUGUUUAAUGAAGUGUUCAGAAUCCCUGUGCAUUGCAGCAUGUUGACGUUGAAGUCACUUCAGUUAUAUGUGUGUUCAGUGAAUCUGCAGCUGCACGAAGAACUGCUGGGCAUUGCUCAGAUAAACUUGGCCGACUGUGACAGUUGCAGUGACAUGCAGCUGCGCUGGUACUCUGUACAGGUCUUUGCCAGCUCGGAGCCCCCAAGGCCGAGGGAACCUGUGCGGGUUGCUGAGAGUGCUACACGGGGCCCCACCCAUGCUGGCCUGGGAAAGACGGACGCAGUGACAGUGCUGCUGGCCCGAACCACAGCUCAGCUGCAAGCAGUGGAGAGGGAGCUGGCUGAGGAGCGGGUGAAGCUGGAGUAUACUGAGGAAGAGAUCCUGGAGAUAGAGCAGAAGGAGGAGCAGGCUGAAGCUGUGUCUGAGAGGAGCUGGCAGGCUGACUCAGUUGACAGUGGCUGUAGCAACUGCACCCAGACCAGCCCCUCGUACCCAGAGCCCUGUUGUGUUGGUGUCGACUCCAUCCACGGACACACAUUUGCUGGCCAGGCCGAUCCUUACAACCCUGUGAAACUUCAGACACCGCCACUAAAGGUUGACAAGGAAACCACCACAGAAGAUCUCUUCCCAGAAGAAGCCAUGAGCAUUAUAAAGGAGCGGCCUAGCCGUCGGGUCCGAGGCUCGCCCUUUGUUCGGAGUAGCACCAUCGUUCGCUCGCAGACUUUCUCUCCUGGAGCACGAAGCCAAUAUGUUUGCAGACUUUAUCGAAGUGACAGUGACAGUUCAACACUGCCCCGGAAAUCCCCUUUUGUCCGAAAUACUUUGGAAAGACGAACACUUCGCUAUAAACAGUCCUGCAGGUCUUCUCUGGCCGAGCUCAUGGCUCGCACCUCCCUAGACCUGGAGCUGGAUCUCCAGGCAUCAAGGACACGGCAGAGACAGCUGAAUGAAGAGAUCUGUGCUCUCCGGGAACUGAGGCAGCGCUUAGAAGAUGCCCAGGUCCGAGGCCAGACGGACCUCCCACACUGGGUGCUCUGGGAUGAGCGAUUCCGCAGCCUGCUGAAGGAAGCGGAGCGGCAGACCAGACAGAGCAAACUUGACUACCAUCAAGAACAAGCAGCUGAGAAGAUGCUGAAGAAGGCCUCCAAAGAGAUCUACCAACUGCGAGGGCAAAACCACAAAGAGCCCAUCCAAGUGCAGACCUUUAGGGAGAAGAUAGCAUUUUUUACAAGACCAAGGAUUAACAUACCUCCUCUCCCAGCUGAUGAUGUUUGAUGUAGAGCGUUAUACACAGGAAGUAUUUAUCUGCCUGAUUUAUUUUCAUGAAUUUCUUAGAUUAGCUAAAUUUGUCUUUAAAAUAUUUGUGCAAAAGCUAUUAAUAUACACAUUUUGUAAAAAA